Saccostrea echinata is the source of this 1437-nucleotide messenger RNA. RefSeq names its product SPRY domain-containing SOCS box protein 3-like. Gene Ontology annotation, biological process: proteasome-mediated ubiquitin-dependent protein catabolic process. NCBI's taxonomy places the organism in Eukaryota, Metazoa, Mollusca, Bivalvia, Ostreida, Ostreidae. Gene Ontology annotation, cellular component: SCF ubiquitin ligase complex. The coding region runs from base 207 to 875 and encodes 222 amino acids. The record is from RefSeq and is a predicted model, not a curated record. Gene Ontology annotation, molecular function: protein binding. The transcript is spliced from 4 exons.
UCAAAAUAUAGCAUUAUUUUAGCUAAUGUUAUAGCUAUGUGACUAAAUGCACGUCGAUAUGGAAAUCUUGUUUACAUGUAAAUAUAUUCGGAUUGUGUUAUCUAUCACGGGUCAAGGACGUUGGAAGUAAACACUGCGCACGAUACCGAAAAUAUAGUAAACAUUAAAUAGAAUUCCAGUCGCUGCCGAGAAAGGACGUGAAUAGUAUGUUCAGUGGAUUUCAACAAGAAUAUUGGGUUUGGGAUCAAGUUGCCAAAUCUCCAGAAGUAUUGCUUUCAUCAGACAGACAUAGUGCCUUCUUUUAUAUUGACCCCAUUUAUGAAAGCACAGGAACUGCUGGAGUUAGAGGCUCAAAGGGGUUUACAGAGGGGGAACACUACUGGGAAAUUGUUUUCCUGGAGCCCCCAUGUGGAACCUCAGUGAUGGUGGGUGUAGGAACAGAAAAUGCAGUUCUACAUAGAAGCAAUUAUGAAUAUGUAGACCUUAUUGGGUUUGACAAAGAGAGCUGGGGCUUAUCUUACAAAGGUACAACAUGGCAUGGAGGCCAAAAGAUUCAGUAUUGUGAACCUUUCUUUGACAAAACAACUGUGAUUGGAUGCCAUCUUAACCUCUACAAGGGGACCCUGGCAUUCAGUGUCAAUGGAACAUAUAUGGGUGUGGCAUUUACAGGACUGAACAAUGCCUCGGGUUGUUUAUAUCCCAUUGUCAGUUCUACGGCAUCAGAAACAGAGCUGGGACUAGGGGAGCAAUAUUGUCGAUACCUGACUCUCCAGGAAAAGUGUCUCCAGACCAUUAAGAGACAUUUAGAUUAUAAUGAUUCUGCUGAAACCUUACCUCUCCCAAAAGUCCUUAAAACUUCAUUGAAGAAUAUCUGAUGUUUGGAGAAAGGUUGCAUUUCUUUGUGUUAGAUUUGUAUCUGCUAAAUCUAUGUCACUGUAUACAUAUGUACAGAAUACUUCAAUGUUUAUAUAGUGCUGUACAAUUGUUAUUAAGGCCAGAGGAAUUUUUUCCUUCUUUUUUUGUUUUUGUACACAGGUAUCUUUUCCAACCUGGUUUUUUGAAAAACAAACACAAAUGUUUUCUACCAGAGAUAUUCUUUUUUAUGAUAACGCAAAUACAUAUAAAGAUGGCUGAUUUUUGUCAUAUUUUAAUAUUUUUUAUCCAUGAACUUGUGUGUGUGUGUUUGUGUGUGUGAUUUUUGUUUUGUUUGUUUGUUUCUUUUCUAUGUUGGCAAAAAGGUUUUCAAAUUUUGAUGUAGUGCAAAACAGAAAAAUUGUCCUCAGGCCUAAUCUUGACAAUGCAAUUACAAUGCAAAUUAAUUGGUGCACUGACAUUUACAUAUAUACUAGUAUGUAAAUAUAUUAAGUUAUGAGAUAGAUUUGUAUUAUGUUUGAAUUUUUGACUUGUUGAGUAUGUUAUGUGAAGAGAUUUCUGAAA